AUGAGCGAAGAUGACAAUUCAGCAUCAGCAAAUAAGGACAAAGAGUCGACUCUCCUGCUCACUAAAGACGGACAAAGGUACUACGUGAAUAAGAGCGGAGUAGUCGACAGCAGGAAUGUGAUAACGCCGCACGAACCAGAGAACAACGUCUCCUCCUACGACAUGGAUGAUCCGGACGAGGAGAGCGACGUCCUGGACACUUCAGAUCCCAGAGACAGCGCCGCCAGCCCGGAGGAGCUCAACGACGAGGAGACCUCAGAGGGCGACAACGCUCCCAAACAGUGCACCUACGAGGGGUGCACAGAGACCACAACGCAGGUGGCCAAGCAGAGGAAACCGUGGAUGUGCAAAAAGCACCGCAACAAAAUGUACAAAGACAAGUACAAGAAGAAGAAGAAUGAUCAGGCCAUGUCCAGUGGAAAAAUUGAUGAAAACUCAGAGGAGCGGCCCGUGUCUGUGAACAAACAGCGUCUGGGUGCCAUGGGGGACCGGCCAGCCAGACCCUCCUUGAUAGAGCAGGUCCUCAACCAGAAAAGACUGUCCCUGCUCAGGAGUCCAGAGGUCAUCAGCUUCCUGCAGCAGCAGCAGCAGCUCCUAGCCACACAGGGCCGCAGCCAAUCACAGCAGCAGUUCCAGGGCUGCUGACACCGGCUGGUCACUGUGUUUUGGAAUGAAUAGAGAACAACAGUGAAGAAGAACUGGCACCUCAUUGAUAAAUGGAUUGUAACCGUACACUGUAACCAUGAAUUUCCCCAGCCAGACUGCCACCACACAGAAGAAACAAGAACAUGGGAUGUUUUAAAGGUGCGGUGAGACUGGUGGACGAAACUAGAUGAACUGAUCUAAAUCCCUCAAAAGGCGUACAUUUCUCAAGUAGCAGACAAUAUAAUCAAACCAUGCCUGGUGCUGUUGAGGAAAUAUAAUUUCCUACAUACAAGCCAACAUUUCUUUUUAAUUACUUUUUAGUUACUCUCCAAAAUUAUAUUCUUUUUGUUAAUUAUCUUUUUCUAUGUGGCACUAAUAAUGAAGGCAUUGGAUUAUAGUUGUUGUUAACAUUAACAACAUUACAGUUUCUUUGUGUGUUUAAGUAUCGCGUGUGUUACUUUUCAGGCUGUUGUCUCUUAGGAAUGAUUGAUCUUCUGUGUUUUUAAUGUUUCCUCUUCAACAUGAAGUGUUGUUACAUGUGACAAUCAGUUGUGCAACGCAUGUCUGUAGCCUUGUCUCUGUCAAGCGGGGUGUUCAAGACAUGUUUUAAACAAUAUUUUAUAUCCCUGUUUAUCUGAAAACGCUGCACAAAUGGUGAAUUCUAACUGUAUAAACAGUAAUUAAGUUUAGUGCGAAGAAUCUUGUACAUGCUAGCUCUGCUGGCUCUGUGUUGAAAAGUGGCAUUAAUAAGUCAUGUACUGUGUGUUGUUCCUGUGUUUUUCAGUUGAAGUGUAUACCCCUUACUGUGAAUGAGAGUAAAAUUAUGACGCUAA
Molecule: messenger RNA, 1478 nt
Organism: Micropterus salmoides (largemouth bass)
Lineage: Eukaryota; Metazoa; Chordata; Actinopteri; Centrarchiformes; Centrarchidae
Product: regulatory factor X-associated protein
Exons: 3
Coding region: 1-645 (214 amino acids)
Biological process (GO): regulation of transcription by RNA polymerase II
Cellular component (GO): nucleus
Source: RefSeq, a predicted model, not a curated record